AGAUAUACCAGCAAUGUUGGAUCGAGAACCCAGAUCGACGCCCAAGCGCCAAACAGAUACAUGAUCAACUUAAUAAGGACACAAUAAUCACUAGAACCGUGUUCAAAGGGGAGGAGGAAAAAUGCUGCAGUCGGCACCCUCAUGCUUUGGGAAUAACCAAAUUUUAUAAUCCUUAA
This is a messenger RNA of Acaulospora morrowiae, 176 nucleotides long. Lineage: Eukaryota; Fungi; Glomeromycota; Glomeromycetes; Diversisporales; Acaulosporaceae. The record is from the annotation of a GenBank genome assembly.